GAGGAAGCGGCGCUCUUCGCCGUGCUGAAGCGGAGAACCGAACCGAACCGAACCGAGCCGAGCCGAGCCGAGCCGAGCCGAGAUGUCGCUGCGCGGCUGGGCGCUGGCCGUGCUGGCCGCCCUGACCCCGGCGGAGCGCAGCCGGCCGUACGCCGUGCUGCAGAAGCAGAACCUCGUGCUGCUGGGCAGCAUCCUCAGCGCCCUGCUGCUCACCAUCGUCCUCAUGGCCGUCUGCGUCUACAAACCCGUCCGCCGGCGGUAGCGGCCGCGUCCCCGCCCGCACGGACCCCCCCCACGGACACCCGGAGCCGCCCCGCGUGGGUUCCGCUCGGCGUCACCGCGGCCGCUUUGCGGUGAUGGCGUUCGCAGCCCCAGCGCUGAGCUUCGGAGCCACGGGGAGCAGCCACGGACAGGGACCCCUUCCCAGCCCCAGCACAUCCAGGGCUGGGGGCAGCCGGGCCCGCUGGGAGCUCUGCGGCGGAGCUGCAGCCGGAUCCGCGCCGCGCCGCUUUGGGUAUCGAAUUCAGGGUUGACGCCGAAGCCACACACGUGCGUACGGAUGCUGCUAUCUUGUUUUGUUUUGCACUGCUGGGAUUAGUAACUGGAUUUUGCUUACGAAGCGUUACUUCGGUAUUUAACAUAGGGGGCUGGGGUAGUAAUUUAUUUUAGGUUUUUCAAACCAUACCUCCAGGGCGAAGGGGGUGGUCGGCUCUGCAAGCCCUCACUGCAGCCAGCGGGUCCUGCUCUGUUAUUAGGGUCGGGGAUAGCUGGGGGUUCCCCCUUUGCUGCUGCUCUGUGCGUCAGUAGAUGAGCCUGGCCUGGAACAGACCCCAUUUCUAGUCUCGGUGAAGCACGAAGGAGGGAGCAAGCUAACAGCAGGAUGGUUCUUCCUGCCCUCCUCCUCAGUUGCAGAGCUCUGGCUCGCUGAUUUCUGCAUCCUUUGUUCCGUGUAACACUGUGCCCAUAGCUGUGUGCUUGGUGGUGGGUGCAGCUCCGAGCUCCCUGCAGCAGCAUUGUUUGCAUUCAUUCUUCACCCCCCCCCCCCCCCCCCGCUCUGUCUCUCUGUACAAAUAAAAGAGAAGUAAACACU
Molecule: messenger RNA, 1090 nt
Organism: Gallus gallus (chicken)
Lineage: Eukaryota; Metazoa; Chordata; Aves; Galliformes; Phasianidae
Exons: 2
Coding region: 83-262 (59 amino acids)
Source: RefSeq, a predicted model, not a curated record